GUAUGUGUGCAAGAGAGUGAGUUACUCGCCGCUCAUCGUUUAACGCUCGUCGUUCGCCGCUCGCUGCUUUUGCUUUAUUUUUGUGUAGACAUUGUAUUUGUAGUUGGCGGCGAGACCAGAGACCCCAGACCCGUGGCCAGAGCCAUAGCUAAAAGUUGGCGCGCGCUCCGCUCCCACAGCAACAAAAAAAGAAAAAAAAGUAAAGACGACGAAAUUGACAACGACAACGACAGCGACGUUGACUUCGCUCCCCGCUUCGCCACUUCACCACUUCGCCGCCUUGCGCUUAGUUUUAUUUCGUUUCGUUCGUUUCGUACGUUUCGCCUCGCUUUGGUUUCGGUUUCGGAUUCGGUUUGUUGUACUUGAUUUUGUUAGUUUUGUUUUUGGCAUUUUGUUCGAUUUUUUGUGCCGUCGCCGUUGCCGUUGCCGCCGCCUGCAGUCGUCGACCGCCAACGACGACGACGACGUCGACAUCUAAUAAAAAAGCUGCACACGGUCUAUAAAUGUAUGUGUGUGUGUGUGUGUAUGUACAUUGUACAUGCAUAUAUUUAUACAGGAGAGUACCGAGAGUACUUGUAUUAUAGAGCGCAGACUGCGUGGAAAAUGCCAGCAAUAAAAUAACGUCAAAAAAUGUAGUCGCAACUUCAAACAAAACCAAAAGAUACAAAAAAUUAAAAAAAAAAAAAAAAGUGAAGAAAACGCGCGCGCCAAGAAUAAUAUUAAAAAGCGAUUUGUGGAAUAAACAAAACGUGUGUAGCACACGUCGCGUAUACGCAACGUAAAGGAGUCUAAGCAAAAGCAAAGGAAGAAGGGUGCAAAAAGAAGACAAAGACGAAGAAUAAGCAGAAGCAGAAGCUGUAGAAAAAGCGCCAAGUGUUAUUACAAACAGAUUUGCGAUUUAUUUAAUUAAUUGCAAACUAAGAGAAUUUGUCAACGUCUGCAACAUUUUGCAACAUCAAAUGCAAUUGCUUAAAAAGUGGAAAAUUGUGUGAGUGUGUGUGUGUGUGUGUGUGUUUGGCAAACAUCGCUGCAUUUUGCAAUUUUUUGUCUACAUGCCGCGCUGCAACUGCGCGCAAUAAACUUUUUGAGCAUUAAUAAAAAUCAACAGAAAAUUUAAUUCACCAAGGCAAAAUCGAACCAAAUAAAGAAAAGGAAAUCACAUCUAAUAAACAUUUGGGAUAAACGAAAGGAAACAAAAAUUUGCAAUAAAAGAGUUAAGCCGAAAACGAAAACAUAAAAGGAAAGCCUGCAAUUUCUUGGAACUCCUUAACGAGCUUUUAGAUACAAAACGGAAAUUACAUUUUCAGUCAGGGUUUUCCAAAUGCCAUGUGAAAAUUGCUUGUUUGAGAUCAACUAGAGAGACAACUAAAUAAAGAAAAGAAAAAAAUUCAAUAUAAUUUCAAUUAAAACGAAAACAAACAUAAAUGAGGCAUUUAAGAAGAAAGGAAUUUUAAAUGGGAAACACAAGAGACAACAACAGGAAAAACAAAAUGCGAGCCAUGAAGAGAAACAAGUGAAACAAGCAACAAAGCAGUAAAUAAAGCAAAAACCAAACACAAAGCAAAAAACAAAAAGAAACUGCAAGGAUGUGCAACAAAAGUCAAUAAACAAAAGAAGGAAGAAUAAGGACGCGAAGAGAGCUUAAAACAAAAGCAAGAAAACUGUGUCUGGUCGAAGGACACGGCAAACAACGAGAAACAACAACAACAAAAAUAAAAAAAAGCAACCUAAACAGUAACAACCACAAACAGAAACAGAAAUAACAGAAACAACAACAACAACAACAAAAUGGCCAUAAAUUUCUCGGCCUCCUUUGCGGCCUGCAUAGCAGCAGGUCUGAAGGUUCCCCGCCAGAUAAUGUACUGCAUCACACAGGAUACGGGGCAGCCGUAUGUGCUGUACAAGGACUCGCAGGAUGCGGAACGUAAUGCCGGCGCGAUUGGGGCAAGUGCCGCACAAUGGGGCAGCGAUAUGUAUCCCAAUAUCCAGCAACAGGCGCAGCAGCAUCUCAACGCACAGCAGCAACAACAGCAACAGCAGCAGCAGCAACAACAACAGCAGCAGCAACAACAACAGAACGCAACUGCCGCUGCGCAGGCAGCAGCGGCAGCAGCAGCAGCGGGACAACCGCAGAGUCCCCCCGGCGGAGGCCAAGAGCCGCGCGACAAUGGCAGCGGCGAUGGGCGGCAACAGCAGGUGUCGCCCUCGUCGAGUCCAUAUCCUUCGGUGCAACAGCAGCAGCAGCAGCAACAACAACAGCAGAGAGCCAAUGGCAAUGCCGACGACGAUGCCAUGAAUCAGCUUGCCAAUCAACAGAACUCCGCGCCAAAUCCAAACCAAAGCAGCAACGAGCCGCAGCACGCUGCCACAAAUGGUGGCGAGGCUGGACAGGGGAAUCCGCACGUGCAACAGAAUGGAGGCGGCGGUGGUCAGCCGCAAGGGGAUCCCGGCUUCCAGACGCCCGACUAUUAUGCGCCGCGUCAUGGGGCGCCACAGGGUGGCAUGCUGGCGCCACCUGGCUUCCCGCCACUGCACUAUCUCAACAAGGGCGUCCUGCCGAUGGAACAAAAUGGCGGCGAGUCGUACGCGUUGCCAGAGUUGUUGCCGGGCCAACAGCAGCAGCAGCAGAAUGGGGCGCCACAGAAUGGAGCUGGCAAUCCGAAUCAGUCGAAUGGCAAUGCCAAUGAGAGCGCAACGGCUGCAAAUGGUGGCGCCACGGGCGGUGCGGCGGGGACAACGGGAACGCCGAGUGGACGGUCGGGACCUGGACGUCCGCAUAAGAAUAAGCCGCACAGCGAUUUGCGGCUGUUCAAGUGCCUCACGUGUGGCAAGGACUUCAAGCAGAAGAGCACACUGCUGCAGCACGAUCGGAUACACACGGACGCUCGACCAUUUCCCUGCUCCGAGUGCGGCAAGCGGUUUCGCCAGCAAUCGCAUCUGACGCAACACCUGCGCAUCCAUGCGAAUGAAAAGCCAUUCACCUGCCCGUACUGCUCGCGCAGCUUCCGACAGCGCGCGAUUCUCAAUCAACACAUACGCAUCCAUUCGGGUGAGAAGCCCUUCGCCUGCCCCGAGUGCGGCAAGCACUUUCGCCAGAAGGCCAUCCUCAAUCAGCAUGUGCGCACCCACCAAGAUGUCUCACCGCAUCUCAUAUUCAAGAACGGUCCCCACCCGACGCUUUGGCCCUCGGACGUGCCGUUCCCCGGCGAGGAGACGGACACAAAGGGAGACAUUACCGUUGCCAGUGGCGGUUACCAUGACGAUGAUUCGCAGGGUACUCCCGACGGCAGCGGUGGCAUGCAUUAUCCCUCGUACUUUAAGGAUAGCAAGGUAGGUCAAAAGAUUCUACCCGAAGUCCUGCAACAUAUUGGAGUGCGGCCAGCCAAUAUGCCGCUCUACGUGCGCUGCCCCAUCUGUGACAAGGAGUUCAAGCAGAAGACGACACUCCUGCAGCACGGCUGCAUUCACAUCGAGUCCCGGCCGUAUCCCUGUCCGGAGUGCGGCAAACGUUUCCGCCAACAAUCGCAUCUCACGCAGCAUCUGAGGAUCCAUACGAAUGAGAAACCCUUCGGCUGCAUGUACUGUCCGCGAUUCUUCCGGCAGCGAACCAUUCUGAAUCAGCACUUGCGCAUCCACACUGGAGAGAAGCCGUACAAGUGCAGCCAGUGCGGCAAGGACUUCAGGCAGAAGGCGAUCCUGGAUCAGCACACGCGUACCCACCAGGUAGGCGAUCGUCCUUUCUGCUGUCCGAUGCCCAAUUGCCGGCGACGCUUUGCCACUGAGAAUGAGGUGACGAAGCACAUUGACAACCACAUGAAUCCGAACAGCACCAAGGUGCGGCGGCAGCAGCAGCAACAGCAGCAGCAACAGGUGCAACAGCAGCAACAGCAGCAACAACAGCAGCAGCAGCAACAACAGCAAGUGGUGCAACAGCAGCAGCAACAGCAACAGAAUGUUGCUGCCUCGGCAGCAGUUGUGGCAAAUCAUUUGAUGAACGACGUCAAGAGCUUGGCGGCCCAACAAUUCCUCAACAACAACAAUCCCGCCACGGUGGACAACAAGGCCAACAUAUUGCCGGUGAGGAGCAUGGCGGCCAAUGCGGCAGCAGCUGCUGCAGUUGCACAGCAAUCGGUGGUGAAGAAUGAGCUCUACUUUCCACAAUGCUACGGCCCGCCCUUUCAGCAUCCCUUCCACGCCCAGCAGCAGCAGCAGCAGCAACAACAGCCGAGUGCGGCACAUGCCAAUGGCGGACCGACGCCGCCGGUGACGGUCACUGUGGCGAAUGCGGUGGCACCGGGUGUUGUGGUGCAACAGAAUGCCGCUACCUCUGUGGUGGCUCAGUGACAUCCCACCACUGGAGCAGCUGGAGCACAACAACAGCAGCAACAACAACAACAACAGCAACAGCAACAACAGCAACAGCAGCAGCAGCAACAACCGGUGGCAACAACAACAGCACAUCAUCCGCCGCCAUCAUCGGCGCCGCCGCCAACAGCAAGUCAGCAUCAUAUCACGACGACGGUGGGUGGUGCAGCCGCCACGCCCACAGCCACACACGCCUCAACGGUGGCAGCGCCACAAACGGUGACCUUGUCGAUAACAUUGCCACCGCCGCCGCCGUCGGCGCAUCCGCCACAUCCGCAUGCGGGACAUGCGUUGGCGGGCACGCCCAAUGGCGUUGCACCACCGCCACCGCCGCCAACAUUGUCACAUGCAAUACCCAUACACCCACACAUACACUCGAUAUUCGGAUCUCUAUGAUGUCAUCAGUAAACCAAAUCCUCACAGCAACAACAACAAUAAAGCAUAGCAACAGCUGCAGCCACGCCCAAUUUUUCAUAACAAUUAAACGUAAACGUUUAUUUUGGAUCCGUUUCCAAAUCGAUAACAUAAAAAAAAAAUGUAAUUUUCUUAGUUUAUAAAAAAAAACAAAACAAAGUUUUGGUCAGAUGCAGAGCGAGACAUGAACAGACGAGUACUAGUCUUUUCGAAAAGGACUCUAAACUCCUUUCAUAAUACAUAGA
This is a messenger RNA of Drosophila innubila, 5024 nucleotides long. RefSeq names its product myeloid zinc finger 1 (gene jim). NCBI's taxonomy places the organism in Eukaryota, Metazoa, Arthropoda, Insecta, Diptera, Drosophilidae. The transcript has 9 exons. The record is from RefSeq and is a predicted model, not a curated record. Bases 1789 to 4344 code for a protein of 851 amino acids.